Cygnus atratus (black swan) is the source of this 1305-nucleotide messenger RNA. RefSeq names its product potassium channel tetramerization domain containing 8 (gene KCTD8). The coding region runs from base 1 to 1305 and encodes 434 amino acids. The record is from RefSeq and is a predicted model, not a curated record. Lineage: Eukaryota; Metazoa; Chordata; Aves; Anseriformes; Anatidae. Gene Ontology annotation, biological process: protein homooligomerization; regulation of G protein-coupled receptor signaling pathway. Gene Ontology annotation, molecular function: protein binding. The transcript has 2 exons.
AUGGCUUUGAAGGAGGCGGGCGGCAGCAUCCUGCCCAUCAGCGACAUGGUGUCGGGGCCGUCGGGCUCGCCGUUCCCCGAGGUGGUGGAGCUGAACGUGGGGGGCCAGGUGUACGUGACGAGGCACUCCACGCUGCUCAGCGUCCCGGACAGCACGCUGGCCACCAUGUUCUCGCCCUGCCGGGGCGGCCCGGCGGCGGCCCGCCAGCUGCCCAGGGACAGCCGGGCGCGCUUCUUCAUCGACCGCGACGGCUUCCUCUUCAGGUACGUGCUGGAUUACCUGCGGGACAAGCAGCUGGCGCUGCCCGAGCACUUCCCCGAGAAGGAGCGGCUCCUGCGGGAGGCCGAGUACUUCCAGCUGGGCGACCUGGUGAAGCUGCUGUCGCCCAAGGUCACCAAGCAGAGCUCGCUCAACGACGAGGGCUGCCAGAGCGACCUGGAGGACAGCAACUCACAGGGCAGCAGCGACCGGCUGCAGCGGGCGGCGCUGGACAAGCGCUCGGGCUUCCUCACCGUGGGCUACCGCGGCUCCUACACCACGGUGCGGGACAACCAGGCGGACGCCAAGUUCCGCCGCGUCGCCCGCAUCAUGGUGUGCGGCAGGAUCGCCCUGGCCAAGGAGGUCUUCGGCGAGACCCUCAACGAGAGCCGCGACCCCGACCGCCCCCCCGAGAAGUAUACCUCCCGCUUCUACCUCAAGUUCACCUACCUGGAGCAAGCCUUCGACCGGCUCUCCGAGGCGGGCUUCCACAUGGUGGCUUGCAACUCCACCGGCACCGCCGCCUUCAUCAACCAGUACAGGGACGACAAGAUCUGGAGCAGCUACACCGAGUACAUCUUCUUCAGGCCACCACAGAGAACUGUUUCCCCCAAACAAGACCAUGAGGACAGGAAGCACGACAAAGUCUUGGACAAGGGUAGUGAAAGUGGGACUUCCUGCAACGAGUUGUCCACCUCAAGUUGUGACAGCCACUCAGAAGCAAGCACUCCUCAAGAAAAUGCUUCUAGCACUCAGCAGUCCACAGCUCACCAGCCAAAUACUCUGACUUUGGAUCGUCCAUCUAAGAAGGCCCCAGUGCAGUGGAUGCCACCGCCAGACAAACGCAGGAACAGUGAACUCUUUCAAACUCUCAUUAGCAAGUCCAGAGAAACAAAUCUUUCCAAAAAGAAGGUAUGUGAGAAGCUGAGUGUUGAGGAAGAAAUGAGAAAAUGCAUCCAAGAUUUUAAAAAAAUCCAUAUUCCAGAUUACUUUCCAGAGCGCAAACGUCCCUGGCAGUCUGAACUCUUACAGAAAUAUGGGUUAUAG